UUGGUCGAUUUGCUAGCUGGCUUGCGGAAGUGGUGGGAUCGAUCGACGGCCGCAGCAGCAGAAGACCCACGCCUACAGCAGCGCGGCACGAGCACAAACGCCCAGCAGCAAACGACGACGAGGACAACAACAACAUCAUCAGGCAUCCUAGCAGUAGUACUAGCUAGAGUCAUUAGAACCUUGCGGCUCUUUUGGCCAAUUGUUGUUUGAGCACUCUGUUGGUUGCUCUGACAGCCAUUAGUUAGGAGCGGUAGCGGCAGGAACUAGCAGAAGACUCGAGAGAGGUCCUGUCCGGAAGACGAACGCAAUCUACAAGGAAGCAAGUUGAUCCGCGGGUAUAUACCCUUGUCUAGCAAGCCAGCCAGCCAGUCAGCAUCAGAUCAGUCUACCUGUCAAGCUAGAAGUGUUAUCUCUGUGGUUGUGACGUCUAGAGAAGUGCGGAAGAAAGGCCCCAGCGUAUACCCCUAUUAUACCCUCGUUGCCAGUUCAGACAGUCAUUCUCUUAUCCUUUGAAGGAUAGCUUUCCAGGACCAUUAUCUCCAUCCGACUGCAAUCUUAAGCUUAAGGAACAGCUUAAGGGUAUCUGAAGAGGUGCUACCCAACCAACCCGCGAAGAAGAAGCCAACAAGAGAGAUAACCCUCGUAUCUCCUGAAUUCUGCAUCUUUUGGAUCGCAGAAACACACAAGACAAACAAGUCCACAAGAACAGAACGUACGUUCAUCCUUCGGUUCUAGUCAGUGAUAGCAAUAUCGCUGGCUACCUAACCCUGGCAUCAUUCCUCCGAUUCCUUCCACAAGCUCCAAGCGCCGCUCCCACCAACGAGGCGAGCUUCAAACUAGAGACACGAACAAUAGCAAUUCCACCAACACGACUACCUCCUCCAGCGGCAAUAACAUUAACGCGCCUCCGGCAUCCCUACCCGCAAUCGCAAGGACUAGUUCUAACACACUCAUCACACACAGCACGGCAAACAUUACUAUGAGCGAAAGCGAUGACAUGCAGUUCGAUGACUCACCGUUCGGGGAGGGAGGGUUCGAGGUCUUCAAGAAUGUCGGAGAUUACAAACAGAUGCGCACCGUACGAGUCACGGCGUCGGCGGCGGCGAAUGAACAGGCUCCCAGUAGAGAUCGGGACGUACCACACUUUAAGCGGGCCAACAGCACUAACAGCAACCACCGAAACGAUGCCCAUCGUGGUCCCGUCGUGGAACUUCAGACGGAACGAAGAGGAAGCUUUGAUGCCGGACGCAUGGAGAAAAACCCACAACGACAUCAGCAUGCACAACAACCAGAUCGACCCGAAAAACUGAGUCGAAAAGAACGAAAGAAACAAAAGAAGGAAGAAAAGAAGGAAAAGAAAAAGGUCAAACUCGCGGCGCUCUCCACACGAACCAAGAAGAUCGUGGCAGAAUCCAAUUUUAACGACGACGAAGCGCGGGCGGCUCACACACCGAAUCAGUUCAACUUUUUGCUGGCGACCAUGGUCACGGGUAUCUCGUACUACUAUAUUGUAUCACUGCUGGUCAUUUUGACCUGGAGUUGCGUCUGUACGUGGUACAUGGAAGAACUAAGAGUCAAAUCGGCACAAUCGGAUAACCCGGACAAUCCGAUAAAUCGGUGGAUCGACUGGUUCGACGAAACAGAUGUCCGGAUGAUCGGGUCACUCUUUGUCUUUUCUUUGGUCUUUCGAUUCAAUCAGUGUUACAAUCGAUGGUGGCAAGGACGAAUGCUCUGGGGAGAAAUCAUCCAGAACUGUCUAGACUUUUCCAGAAAAGCCACGCUGUGGGUACGCGAGAAGAGCUUUAGUGACAGACUCAAUCGAUAUAUCGUCUGCUUCCCCUAUGCCGCCAAGGCACAGCUCCGAGGGCUGUCACUCACAGACGACACAGAGUCGGGAAAGCUCUUGGUGGAACGAGGGUUCUUGGCACAAGAAGAAUUGGACUUUCUGCGGGACAACCCCUGUUGGGAACCAGAGUUCUUUCUCGAUCUGAUGCGCGCCACUGUCGCUUCAAUUAUUCUCGCGCAGUGGGACCGGGCAGAGUACGAACAAGUCCUCAUUCUGCCACACUCGAAUCGUAUUCACGAUCGUCUCUUCCCACCGUUGGACAAGGCCAUCUACGAUCUGGGUAACAGUAUCGGAGAGGGUGUCAGUGUACGAAGUGCCGGUCUGCCGAGGUCGUACGACACGGUGCAUUACAUUUUCUUUUGGAUUUACUUCUUGCUGGCUCCAAUGGCGGAAGCAGCAACGAUUGGGUGGCUAGCACCCAUCCUCCUGGGCUUUUCAGCCUGCAUCAUCAUGACUCUGAUGGACAUGGGAACUGCCAUGGUGGAUCCUUUUGGAACUGACUUGGUCGAUCUGCCCAUUGAACGCUUCUGCGAAACAAUCGAAGCACAGGUAGUGACCAUCCAAAGAAGGCACAAGGACGACUCGAUUAUCGAGUUCGCCACGACCUCUACAGCUCAGAACAACUUUGCUGAUAGAAGAGUCGGUCGCUUGGACGCAGCUGUCAAUCUGACGCACUGAAACACCGACUGGGUCAAUGAGAGGCAGGCCCACCAAAAAGGGACUACCCGAAUGGAUCAAUGGGUACACGAUAAGACGGAAGUCGUGGGAAAAGGCAUUCGUCGUGCAAAAACGUAUCUCGAUGAAAGCGUUCGAACCACCGAAUCGCUUUUCAGCGACAGCCACAGAAGUCAUGACGGCGUCGAUCGCAGCAGGUCUCAAAACGAUCGUAGCCGGAGCCGACACCAACGGCGGUCGUUAGGGGGCUUAGAUGAGAGCGGCAACAGCCUGAGUCGUUACCGCCAACGACGGGCGUUGACGGCCUUAGAUGAGAGCGGCAACAGUCUGAGCCUUCACUCCCUUUGAUCCAGUUGCUUGUUGGAUUGGCUACGUGCCAACGUCAUGCACACAUACAGUUGUGCCAACACGAACGUGUCCCAGAUAUUGCGUUGGCGGCAGCAGAGAAAGCAAAGGACCCCGUACGGAAUGAAGAACGCAGCUACGAACAUGAUUCUAACAAUCGUGUAGACAAUUUUUGCGUUCUGAUGAAAAGCAAUAUGCUCGUAUGGGAAGUCCGACUGCUGUUCUAUCAAGAGACACACGUUCUACAAGAAUAAAUCAGAUCGGGAGGCAGGAUGGAGAUUUUUGCCCAUUCGCGGCGAGAGGACCUUCUGCUAACGAGUAAGAGAUUGACCGAAUGCUUGCAAUUCCGGCGAGGCAUUGCAAUGGUGGGUAUCGAUGAUGUGGGGAGCAGAGUGAUGUACAUUGUAGAAUAGGACGAAGCAAGUGGAAACAACCUUGGCGCAUUUUCCCAGGGAGCCAAUGCGACAAUUUAGGUCGCACAGAGAGUACGAUACCACCACAAUAACUUGAAAGUCUUAAACGAUACAUAGUGUUGUUGAAACGAUGCAGCUUC
Molecule: messenger RNA, 3419 nt
Organism: Seminavis robusta
Lineage: Eukaryota; Bacillariophyta; Bacillariophyceae; Naviculales; Naviculaceae
Source: the annotation of a GenBank genome assembly